Molecule: messenger RNA, 417 nt
Organism: Hyposmocoma kahamanoa
Lineage: Eukaryota; Metazoa; Arthropoda; Insecta; Lepidoptera; Cosmopterigidae
Exons: 3
Coding region: 1-417 (138 amino acids)
Source: RefSeq, a predicted model, not a curated record
AUGGUCUUCGGGGCUGCCGGCAAAAAGAGUCCUGAAAAUGUGCUGCCUAUAAUGCUCAAUGGAAUUCCAUUAAAGAGAGUAUCACAUUUUAAAUAUUUAGGACACUAUAUUGCCGACGACCUUAAGGACUCUAUGGGCAUGGAGCGCGAGCGCAGGACACUGUCGGUCAGGGCGAACAUGCUAUUGCUCGAUGUACGGCGGAGGACGCUGCUGCGGCUGCGACGGUUCUGUAGUGCGUCUGCCAUGUUUGCUGAAGCUCGCGUCGACGGCUUCGUGGCACUCUUACGGAAGAAGUCGGCGUCUUUAUUAAAGAGAAUUCGUGGCAGCAGCAACGGCCUAUUGAAGACUAUCGCGGAUAGGAAUGCUGUCGCCGUCGCGUCGCCGCCGUCGUCGUUGAGGCCAGAUUUCGUCGUGUGA